Messenger RNA from Kluyveromyces lactis, 870 nucleotides. It is a transcript of the gene MRM2, whose product is annotated as 21S rRNA (uridine2791-2'-O) methyltransferase. Gene Ontology annotation, cellular component: mitochondrion. The coding region runs from base 1 to 870 and encodes 289 amino acids. The transcript has a single exon. NCBI's taxonomy places the organism in Eukaryota, Fungi, Ascomycota, Saccharomycetes, Saccharomycetales, Saccharomycetaceae. The record is from RefSeq and is a predicted model, not a curated record. Gene Ontology annotation, biological process: RNA methylation. Gene Ontology annotation, molecular function: rRNA (uridine-2'-O-ribose)-methyltransferase activity.
AUGAAUUCUGUGUUACAGCCUUUGAUCACACCUCAGUAUAGGUGCACUCCGUUUGUGCUACGGCUAGUAAGAUACAAUUCUAAUGCGCAGAACCGUUGGUUAGCGAGGCAAAAGAAUGAUCAUUUCACCAAGGCUGCAAAGGAACAGCAGUUUAGGUCCAGAGCAGCAUUCAAAUUAAUGGACAUUGAUGAUAAAUACCGGUUCUUCAAACAAAAUCAGAAAGUUUUAGAUCUUGGGUUUGCGCCGGGUGCCUGGUCACAAGUAGCGAGGAAAAGGAUCGGUUCAGGUGGAAUGAUCAUGGGGGUUGAUUUGUUACGUUGUACUCCGCCAAAGGGAGUGUAUUCGUUACAGGCUAACAUCCUAUCGAAAAAGACUCAUGAAUUGAUCAGACUUUGCUUUGCUCGUCAUAUCCAGCUAAACAAGCAUGAUCAAUUACAUAAGGAUCAUGGGUAUCUCCAGCACAUGCUAGAGGAAGAGUUAAACCAUUUGAAGGAAACAGAGGAGUAUAAGGAGCUAUUCUCACAGACAGAUAUCAGUCAGAACAUCGAACGAUACCCGGUCGAUGUUGUGCUUAGCGAUAUGAUGGCAAACACGACAGGCAUACAAAGUAAAGAUCAUUAUAUGUCGAUGGACUUAUGUGAUGCUGCAUUAAUUGUAGCAAUCGACCUAUUAAAACCGGGAGGUUCAUUCACUUGUAAAUUAUAUGCUGGAAGCGAAGAUACCCUUCUUGAAAAGAGACUUAAAAAGGUAUUCAAAAAAGUCGACAGAUUCAAACCCAAUGCAUCGAGAAAUGAAUCAAAAGAACUGUAUUUCGUGGCUCGCGGGAAGAAAACUGAUAUAGAUAAAUUGAAGGUGUUUUUAGAGGAAUAA